AUGCAACAUUAUGCAACAGUCGUACUGCUGCUUCUACUCUUUCCCAGCUGCAAAAAACUGACUCAAGCAGCCAGCAUCGAACUGGAACCGUAUAACGAGGAAGCGAAUGCGCUCAACGAAACUAAUAGCAACGAUCAAAUGCUGGCGGCACAUCCAAUGUCCUGGCUAAAGAAUGCGCAGGAUAUGUUUGCCAGUCCUGCCGGCCAUGUGGUCGUUCAAGUGGCCAAGGAACUGCUCCAUCGCUCUGCAGGCAACAGCCAAGUGCUCAGCUUGAAUUUGACAAAUUUGCUGAUCAUUCUGCUGCUUAAGGUGCUCAUCUUUUCGGCUGGACUGCUGGGCGCCGGUCAUUGGAGCAGCUACGGUUAUGGACACGGUCGUUCGGCAAGUGAUGGCACCUAUGGCCUAGGCAUAACAUCGGGCGACGACUACUUGAUAACUGGCUUUCUGGCCGCUCAGGGUGCGGGUGUGGACAACUGUCUAUAUGCUGCCGCCUGUGCCAGCCCCAAUGCUGCCUAUGAAUAUGCCAAGGCGGGGCGUGCCUUGCUCGGCGCCAUUGAAAUAUUCGAUGGUGUGCCCUUGAACAAGCCCCGCUAUAGCGAUCUAAUCGUGCUAAUGGAACGAGCCGCGUACGAUGGCUAUCGAGGAAUCGCCUGCAAUACGACCCAAUCCUGCGAUGGGCUGCUGUAA
Messenger RNA from Scaptodrosophila lebanonensis, 687 nucleotides. RefSeq lists its product as uncharacterized. The record is from RefSeq and is a predicted model, not a curated record. The transcript is spliced from 3 exons. Lineage: Eukaryota; Metazoa; Arthropoda; Insecta; Diptera; Drosophilidae. Bases 1 to 687 code for a protein of 228 amino acids.